Molecule: messenger RNA, 1032 nt
Organism: Tricharina praecox
Lineage: Eukaryota; Fungi; Ascomycota; Pezizomycetes; Pezizales; Pyronemataceae
Exons: 1
Coding region: 29-640 (203 amino acids)
Source: RefSeq, a predicted model, not a curated record
CCCGGGGACGAUUGUCUCGAUUGCUCCGAUGUGCAUCGCCCUGCUGUCGGCUCCGCGACAUUCCCCACCGGUCCCACCUCCCACUGGGGAAGCUCCGGCAACCGUUGUUCUUGCCCCGGUGUGUAUUGCACUGCUGUCGGCUCCGAAUCUUCUUCCACCGGUGCCACCUCUAACCGGGGAAGCUCCGGCGACAGUGGUUCUUGCUCCGGUACUAGUCGUUCCAAUGUCGGCUCCACGACUUCCUCCACAGGUCCCACCUCCAACUGGGGAAGCUCCGGCGAUGGCUGUCUCGAUUGCUCCGAAGUGCAGUGCUCUGCCACCGGCUCCACGACUUUCCCCACCGGCGUCACCCCCGUCCGGCGGCGCUUCGGUGACCGUUGUUCUCGCUGCGGUACCAGUCGCUCCGCUGUCGGCCGCGAGUUCACUGGAGGAUCGUCUUCCUCCGGUUCCACCUCAGGAUAAAGCCGCUUCAACACGCGGUGCAUCAAGCGAUCCGAUCUUCUUGUCGGAUACGUUUCCUCCGCCCAUGCAGCUUCACUGCCGCCGGCCGAGGGACGGGUUUCUGGCCGGUAGUGAGGUGGAGCACCCCAUGUGGGAGGGCUGGGAGGCGGCUCGGAUGGGCUCGAUGGCGGGGUGCUGAGUGGGCUCGAGGAAUAAUCCGCCAUGGAAGGCGAGGUGGAAGGCAAGGUGGAGGCUGAAAGCAACGGGAUGGUAAGUGUCAGAGAUGGGGAAAUAUAGUUCGGUACACUCAGCGUUAGGAGUACAGCCUCCAUAUAUAUGCCAUCGGGAUGGCUGACCCGCUGGUGUACCUAGGCAGCCUGCCAAAGUUGCCGGGGGAGAAGAAAGUCUCCGCAUAGAAAGUAAGAUCUGAAUUAAGAUGUCUUGUAGUAAGGUGUCGUGGGGCAGUAGGAAGUCAAUGCGAGCAGCCUCACAACCUUGUCGGCUGCAUGACCUCAACACUCCAACUUAUGUAGACUGCCUUUCCUGGCCAUGCCUGGUCCAGACUACUGGUCCCCUCGCCUCUUCUUCUCG